UUCCUAUGUGUAAUGCACCAAUAUUUGGAUUCGACAUCGCUGUCAACAAAAUUUAUUCUUUUCCUCCUAUUCAAUAAAAUUUCAGUCAUUCCUGCAAUUCACGUAUUCUUGUUUACAAAGUUUGAGCAACUCAUGUUAAACGCGGUGGCAAUCCCUAUCGAUCUCUUCGUUUUCCGCAGAUUAGUAGCUCGUGGCAUUGUCUACAUCCUAGGAAAUUGACUAGGUGGAUUUUGUAAUUGGGAAUUUGAGGGCAAAAAAGAGGUUUAAUGGCGGCGGUGGCUACUCAGGCGUUCAGUUUCUGUAAGCUGUCGAGGUCAUUACGCGCCAAGCCAACGACACCUUCGAAGGCGGCGGUGUUUCAGACCGGAGGUAGGAAACUGGAGACUUGCGGCGGCGGCGCUGCGAGAUCGAGAUUCGUGUCGCCAAUCAGGGCAAUGGAAGCCUCCGAUGCGGCGAAGCACGCCAACGGCGCGGCAAAUCAAUCUAUGGUUGAUUCCGCUGGCGGAAAUUGCGGCGGUUUUUCCGGGAAAAAUACCGUUGAGGUGGCUACAGUUGGGAGCUCGACCAAUAUUGCGUGGCACAAGUGUUCUGUGGAAAAGUGCGAUAGGGAGGAGAUGCUUAAUCAAAAGGGCUGCGUUAUUUGGAUCACUGGGCUGAGUGGAUCAGGAAAGAGCACUGUGGCAUGUGCUUUAAGUCGUGCUUUACAUGCAAGAGGAAAGCUCAGUUAUAUCCUUGAUGGGGAUAACUGUAGGCAUGGUCUGAACCGUGAUCUAAGUUUUAAAGCUGACGAUAGAUCUGAGAAUAUACGAAGGAUAGGAGAGGUAGCAAAGCUUUUUGCAGAUGCUGGAGUCAUUUGUAUUGCAAGUUUAAUAUCGCCAUUCAGGAAGGAGAGAGAUGCCUGCCGAGAUUUACUUCCCAAAGGGGAUUUUAUUGAGGUAUAUAUGGAUGUUCCUUUACAAGUUUGUGAGACAAGGGAUCCCAAGGGAUUGUACAAGCUUGCACGAGCUGGAAAAAUCAAAGGCUUCACAGGUGUUGAUGAUCCAUACGAACCACCAUUGAACUCUGAGGUAUCCUUUUCUAGUAUGCAAUGUAGACUCAUUCUUGCUUUUACUCAUUCUUGCAUGGCCAUGUAAUAAGAGUUGUGCCGGUUUCUCUUCAAGAAAAAUCAGGUUCAUUUAGCCUGCGGCAACAAGAAUCUUCAUCUAAGAGAUGCUAUGUCUCUACUUUAAAAAACACAACCAUUUUUUUGGUGUAUACUGCGUGUGCUAUCCAGUUAUCUUUCUGCCACCGGUUAUCACUUCCUUAUGGCUGCAUAGCUAAUCUAAUGUUGGAUUUCACUCUCUCAGAUAGUAUUGCAUCAAAGUGAAGGGAUUUGUGAUUCUCCAGCAGUCCUGGCUGAGCAAGUUAUAUCAUACUUGGAAAGAAAAGGUUAUUUGGAGGCAUAAUAUGCAAAUAUAGUGCUUCUUGGCAAAGAAAAGCUCUUAACUGUUUUGUUAGGAGAAAACCGUGGUAUUUGUUGUGCAUAGUUUUAGCUGUUUAAUGAGUAAUCAUUAAUCUAAAUCAAUCAAUCUGUUCUUGGUCAGCUUGUAGUUGAUUGAUCAAUCAACUACAAUUGAUGUGCUAUGUGCAUAGUGUUAGUCAUCUGAGUGACUAAUCUCAUCUUGGUUACUCGAAUCUAUUUGUCAGCUUGUAGUUGAUUUAUCAAUCAACUACGGCCAAUAAAUCGGAUGCACGUCUCUGAGGUGCAUUUGUCAAAUAUAUCAUUCAUAAAUUAUUCUGUAAUAUAAUGAUUAUUCAACUUCUCCUGAAUAAUGUAAACGUAGGUUUUGUUGUAUUAUUUAACGGAAAUAGAAAGUGGUGUUUGUAGUA
Molecule: messenger RNA, 1869 nt
Organism: Salvia miltiorrhiza (redroot sage)
Lineage: Eukaryota; Viridiplantae; Streptophyta; Magnoliopsida; Lamiales; Lamiaceae
Product: adenylyl-sulfate kinase 3-like
Exons: 7
Coding region: 267-1133 (288 amino acids)
Biological process (GO): sulfate assimilation
Molecular function (GO): ATP binding; adenylylsulfate kinase activity
Source: RefSeq, a predicted model, not a curated record